AUUUUUUAAAGCAUCGUGUCUGAUAAUUUUGAAACUGCAUUCUAAUGUUUUAUAAAUUUAUUAUGAAGCUUGGAUAAUAUUUUAUUCAUCAUAUGAUAUGGAGCUUAAUUUUUUUUUGAUAACAGAUAUUCAAAAAACAACAGAUAUACCCAACUUUAUCGAGAACAAAUAGUUUAUAUUAAUUAAAUCGCCGCGACUCAAAUCAUUCCACUGGGACCAAAAAAAAUUUAUCUAUUUAUAUUUUUCAAAAUUAUUUAUGUCGAGAUGAUAAUUUUUGCAGAAUAAACUAGACGUAUCCAAAAAAGGCUUUAUAACAAUCGUAAAGGUUCUUAGAUCUCUAUUCAACCUAAUAACAAUUAGUUAAUUAAUUUUAUUAUUAUUAUGAUUAAAAAAAUUUUAAAAUAAUAGUAACACAUUGUUUUUUUAUUCUUAUGUCCUAAAAUAUAUGGGAUUACUUGAUCCACGCUCAACUUUGCCCAAGGUUCGGACCACUUAAACAAAUACUGCUCAUAAACACUAUUUUACCUUUACCUUGAAUUUUGCUCACUUAGAAAUUGAUUCGUAAAAAUAUUCAUCGAUAAAUCAAUCAAUAAGAUUUUUUUUUCCAAGUUCGUUUUUUGACCAGAAAUUUAUUAUACUCGCAAUCGCCUAGUAUUCUAUUCCACGCCUCUACCACCUCAGUGAUGAACCUUAACUAAUUAGACAGAUAUUCGAGAUUCUAAAAAAAGAAGGAAAGACUUCAAAAUCUGUAAUUUACUAACCGCCUGAUCGUUUUUAUCCGCAAACUAAAUUAUAUAUUCCGACUAAGUUUAUUAUGCGUUUUUCCUCCUUAGUUGCCCGCAAGGUUUAUAGCAACAAAUCAUUCCUCGUCAAAUGGGUCUUCCUGCUCGUGACGCUCUCCUUACUCGGCCAUUUUUUCCUCUUCAAGGUAAACACAGGCGACCGCUACCUGCCUGAUAGCGACGGCGGACCAAAUGUAUUUGUCGAUCGGUCCGGUCGUCGACGACCCAUUAAGCAGCGGGAAGAAGGCGGGAAAGAACCUCAACCCCCUCAUGGAGACGACGGGUUCGGGGAAAUCCCUGCAUCAAUCAAAACCGAUCGUUAUGAAAAUAAAGAUUUAGGUGGAAUGCGACAAAAUACAGCCUUUUUGGAACCUAACUUCGGAAUAACCAAGGUUCCGUACAGGUUCGAUUGGCAUGAUUAUUCUGCCAUCAAGAUAGACUCUCUUAGAACGGGACCAGGUGAACAAGGCACUAGUUUUAACCUGAACCUUAAUGACCCCGAGGUCAAAAAAUUACGUGACUCUCUUUUUAGCGUCAACGGAUUUAACGCUCACGCUUCCGACUUUAUCUCUCUCGAUCGCUCACUCAAGGAUAUAAGGCAUCCCGAUUGCAAAACCAAAAAAUACCUUCCAAAAUUACUCGAUGUCAGCAUAGUCAUACCGUUCCACGAGGAACAUUGGACCACCCUUCUCCGCUCCGUGCAUAGCAUCAUCAACCGAUCCCCUUCCCAUUUGAUCAAGGAAAUUAUUUUGGUCGACGAUUUCAGUACCAAAGAAUUUUUGAAGGAUAAACUCGACUACUAUCUCAAGUACAACAUAUCGCAAAGGUACAAUCCGCGGGUGGUACGAGCUACCGCUAGGGAAGGUUUGAUAAGGGCCAGAAUUCUCGGGGCUAAGAACGCUACAGGGGAUGUUAUCAUAUUCUUGGAUUCCCACAUCGAAUGCAACGUUAACUGGUUGCCACCUUUGUUAGAGCCCAUAGCCCUAAAUCGCAAAACCGUUGUUUGUCCUUUCAUAGACGUUAUAGAUUUCGAAAAUUUCGAGUACCGAGCCCAGGACGAGGGAGCCAGGGGCGCCUUCGAUUGGGAACUCUAUUACAAACGUUUGCCGCUGCUCGAAAGCGAUUUGGAGCACCCUUCGGAUCCUUUCGAUAGUCCAAUUAUGGCGGGUGGUUUAUUCGCGAUAGAUCGAAGCUAUUUUUGGGAAUUGGGCGGCUAUGACCCCGGUCUCCAAAUAUGGGGUGGCGAACAAUACGAAUUAUCUUUCAAAAUAUGGCAAUGCGGCGGAAGAAUGGUAGACGCCCCUUGUUCCCGCGUCGGGCAUAUAUACAGAAAAUACGCGCCGUUUCCGAACCCUCAUAUAGGUGAUUUCGUAGGGAAGAAUUACCGAAGGGUUGCUAUAGUUUGGAUGGACGAAUACGCCGAAUACAUAUACCUUAGGAGACCUCAAUACAAGGAAAUAGAUGCCGGCGAUCUGACCGAACAACUCGACCUAAGGAAGCGGCUCAACUGUAAACCCUUCAAAUGGUUCAUGGAGAAGGUGGCCUACGAUCUUCCUCUAAAAUACCCUAUGAUCGAACCCCCCGAUUACGCCAAUGGGGAGGUGAGAUCAUUGCAAACUAAUCUGUGCUUGGAGGUUAAUCAAGACGGCAAUUCUUUGAUCGCUAAUACAUGUGCUAAAGAUGAUCCAUCUAUACGAGCCGAACAAAUAUUUAUAUGGCGAUGGCGUAGAGAUAUUAAGCUCAAAUCCAAGGAACUCUGCUUGGACGUAGCGUUUUCAUUGCCCAAGACCAAGGUCGCCCUUUACCCCUGUCACGGGAUGAAAGGAAAUCAAUGGUGGAGAUAUUACCCGGGCAUCAAUCGCGUCUACCAUCAAACGACUAAAAUGUGCCUCGAUUUCGACAAAGACACUAAGGACAUAUACGUAGACGUCUGUCAAUCCCAUCUUGACUCACAGCAAUGGGCCUUCUCCACUUACAACUCCACUAUCAUUGCAAACUUAGCAUGAAAGAAAUAUAAAUCCAUUAUAAAAAAUAUAUAAAAAAUCGAUAGUGACAUCAAUCUAAUCAAACUAUAAAAAUAAACAGCCAAAUCUAAAUAAGUACCAGAUAUUUUCCUUAAUUCGAAAACUAUUUAUGUGAUUAUUUUAGUUCACUUAAUUAACUAAAACAAAUAUUCUAUUUUUACAAUAAAAACACCCUCCCCCCUUCUCUCACAGAUAAAUCUUUAUAAUUUCACGCAACACGUUAAAAAAAAUAGCACGCCAUUAUAAAAGGCAUUCACGCUUUAUCAAUUUAUAUGUCUUACCAUAUACACUGCACCUUAAACAUUUCUUAUUUUUUUCAAAUUAUUCAGUUCUGCGAUAUUUAUAUAUCUUAAACUUUAGAAGGCACGUACAAGGAAUUGAUUAAUCGCAGAGAGAGUUAAGAAUUUUGCGGGAAAAUUUUAAUAUUCGAUUAAGGAAGAAAGACUCAAUACGUGGCCAUGUUUUUUUAUUUUUUUAAAUAAGUUUAAAAUUAUUGAGUUGUUUUAGUUUUAUUCGGCGAUUUAUAAUAAGCAGUCUUAAAGUUACAAAUAUUAAAGAUAAUACUUUAGAUAAUUAUUUAAUUUUCCUUAGGGAUAUUUUUUGAAAGGGGUCCUUAAAUAUGUUUUUCUAUUUAUUAAUCCUUUCAUUUUUCAUCAAUAAAUUUUGGGAGAUGUUUUUUUUAAAUUGCAAUUUUAUUUAAUGCAAAUUCUGUUAUAGUUAACUUUUAGAAAAAUUUGAAAAAUAUAUUUUAAAUAUUUUAACAACAAUUUGAUGAAACUGUGAUCAUAAAAAAAUAAGAUUAAUUUUUUUUCUUCAAAUAUAAUAAAUAAAAAUUAGAUAGAUUAGUGAAAAGGAUUUAUUUUAAACCAUGAUUUAACAAGAACAUCUAUGAAAUUUAUUAUAAUUUAAUUUAAUAGUAAUAAUAUAUUAUAAUGAUCCCAGCUCCAUUUUACCCCCGCUAUCAUAAAGGAAAAAAAAUUGUUAAUAUAUUAUUGUUAAUUGUUUUUUAUAACAUUUUUUUCUUCCACGUAAUUUGCAUAAACUUGAAUUUCUAAAAAAAAAAUUGUCAGUUUUAUAGAGAUGCACACGUAAUAUUGAUUUAUCCUCGUUACUUAUACUAA
This is a messenger RNA of Gordionus sp. m RMFG-2023, 3927 nucleotides long. RefSeq names its product polypeptide N-acetylgalactosaminyltransferase-like 6. The transcript is spliced from 14 exons. Gene Ontology annotation, biological process: protein O-linked glycosylation. Gene Ontology annotation, molecular function: polypeptide N-acetylgalactosaminyltransferase activity. Gene Ontology annotation, cellular component: Golgi apparatus. Bases 815 to 2788 code for a protein of 657 amino acids. The record is from RefSeq and is a predicted model, not a curated record. Lineage: Eukaryota; Metazoa; Nematomorpha; Gordioida; Chordodea; Parachordodidae.